AUGCUCACCGGAAAAUUCAUCAUUUUUUAUGGAAUCCGAAAUUUAUCAACAAAACCCCAAACAUUCAUCAAAAAUAUUAAAUUUCCCACAAUUGAUAACAAAAUUGUGACAUUGGAUGCUGUUUAUGAGGAUAAUCUUCCAGGAGGAUCAUCGGUUGGUACUAUUGUAGCUCUUCACGGCGCUUUUGGGUCUCAUCACGAUUUUCAACAAAUCCGAUAUCCUAAUCAAAAAUUAUUAAAUGAAGAGCGUCAAAGCUAUACAAACGCUUUAUUAGAUGAGCUAAAUAUUCCAGGAAAUGUGGUGUAUUUGGGACAUAGCCGGGGAGCCGAAAAUGCGCUAAUCACUGCUGUGGAGCGACCUAAAGCAUGUGUAGGGCUUGUAGUGCUCAACAGUGUUGGUCUGCGCGAAGCAAAAUGCCAAAAAAUGUGCAACUCAGUGAGCAGAAUUUAUUGGAGUCUUCCGGAAUGGAUAGGAGAUUAUUUAUUACAUAAAGGGUUUAAAAUGAGCGGCUAUAAAUAUCUAAAAGACGGAAAAUCAGCCAUCAUUUCAAUUGAUGCAGUUCUUUCAGUCGGUAUGACCGAUAACUUGCCAUAUAUUGCAAAAAUAAAUGAAACGAAUAUUAAAAUUUGCGCAAUGUAUUCUGGAAAUGAUCAUUUGAUUGAAAAAGAAAUUGGAAGUGAAAUUUUGGACCAUUACAAGAAUCUAGAGAAGUUUGACUUCGAAUCGGAAAUCGAUGAGAAUUCGAUUGACGCCAUAUUGAAGGCGAUUAUUAUCAAAAAAGAUGGGCAUUACCAAAACAAGACGCGCGCGGAUUUGAUUGCCAAAAUUUUGCAAUCGAUUCUUUUUAACUUUAUGAUUCGCCGGCGGGAUGCACUUCUCCGCAAACGGAAUUCCAGCAAGAUCUGUGAUGUAAGCUGUGCAAGACCCGAUGUUGAUUCCAGCCAAUUCAAGGUGACUGAGUUCUAUUUCAAAUAUAGUUAA
Molecule: messenger RNA, 981 nt
Organism: Caenorhabditis bovis
Lineage: Eukaryota; Metazoa; Nematoda; Chromadorea; Rhabditida; Rhabditidae
Source: the annotation of a GenBank genome assembly